CCUCAACCAGUCACGAGCAGCUGUGCGUCGCAACAUGGUCCUACCUUGAGAUGCAUGUGCACAGAUACAACAAAGGUCUCGGGGGAGCACUGCUUUUAAUUGCGGCCGGUUGCGCAGCCUGCUUCACUUUGCCCAGAUCUCUGGGUGGGCAAAGCAUCACAUCUCGACUCCCGCUGGCAUCAAGGGAGCCUUCAGCAGCAAAGGAUGGUUAUUCUUUCGGCUAUUCCUUCAGGAGUUUGCUUCUGCCGAGUUUGGGCCUUGUAGCUGCUUGUCGUGUGCUUCCCCGCAGAAACUGUGGGCGCAUUGCCCGGAGAAACUUCCCCGCCGCAACGCCGUAUCCGGAGGGACGCUAUGACCCCGAGACGGCCGCGGCCUACUUUCAAGCACGUCCCUGGAGUGUGACAUGGAGAGCCACUGAGCUGAUGAGCACAACUUUGGGCUUUGCUGUCAGCCUGUUGCUAGAUAUUCAAACAGGAAGCUGGGAGGCCAAUUCGCCGAAGCGAGCCCAGCAGCUGGUGCAGAUUCUGACAGACCUGGGUCCUACCUUCAUCAAGAUUGGUCAGGCCCUGUCCAUCCGAGCAGAUUUGCUAUCUCCAGCUUACCUGGAAGCCUUGACCGAGCUGCAGGAUCGUGUGCCACCUUUCCCUACCGCCAAAGCGGAUGAGAUCAUUGAGUCUCAGCUGGGCCGGCCGGUGGGGGAGAUUUUCGAGGAGAUCUCACCUGCACCUAUUGCAUCUGCUUCCUUGGGGCAGGUCUACCGUGCCAAGCUGCGAGACGGUCCUGAAGUGGCUGUGAAAGUUCAGCGUCCUGGGAUGGAGGAAGUGGUCGCGUUGGACCUAUACCUUCUCAAGCUGGGCUCUGGUCCUUUGAGGUGGUUCCUCAAUCUCACCAGAUCUGGGUUGAACACCGACAUUCCUGGAUUGGUGGACGAAUGGGGCAAGGGCUUUGUUGGAGAACUGGACUAUCGACAAGAGGCGCUAAAUGCUAAGUCCUUCUCCCACGACAUCGAGAGCACACCUUUGGCUGGAGCUGUUUUUGCUCCAGCACCUGUUGAUUCAUGUUCAAGUCAAAAAGUUCUCACCACCGAGUGGAUCGUGGGCGAGCGCCUGGAGACCAGUAGUGCUGAGGAUGUCACAAAACUUUGUUCCGUGGCCAUGAAUUCAUACCUGACAAUGAUGCUGGAGACUGGUGUGCUGCAUGCGGAUCCACACCCGGGCAACCUCCUUCGGACUCCGGAUGGGAGGCUGUGCAUUUUGGACUGGGGCUUAGUCACAAACCUAGACCCCAGCUUCCGGGUGGCAUACAUUGAGCACAUCUCUCACUUGGUGUCGGGCGACUACGAGCCUGUUCCGAGGGAUUUGGUGACCAUUGGCUUUGUGCCAGAAGGGAUGGAGGAUGAUGUUGUCAAGAGCGAGGUCGUAGACACCUUGGCCAAUGUUUACGGCCAGUGGAGCAGCGGUGGUGGGGCGAAGCAGAUGGAUGUGAAUGCCCUCUUCUCCCAGAUUCAAGGACUGAGCCAACAGUACGGCAAUCUUUUCCGAGUGCCCCCGUACUUCUUUUACAUUGCGCGAGCCUUUGCGGUUCUGGAAGGAAUUGGUUUGAGCAACAAUUCGUCAUACUCUGUGGUCAACGAGUGCUUGCCAUAUGUCGCCCAGCGUUUGAUCAGCGAUUCAAAUCCUCGCAUCAGCAAGGCAUUGGCAUCCUUCAUUUAUGGAAGUGACAAGGGUUUGGACCGUCAAGCAAAUCCAGAACGUCUGAAGUACUUGGCCACUGGUUUUUCCUCGUAUGUUGCAGCAACUCGCAAUGAUGAGAAAUCAACUGCUGAGGAGGCGAGCAACUUAGCAGACAAGUUGGCAAGCUUGGUUUUAGGCCGUGUGCCAGCCGAGCACGGAGAUUCGGAGGCAUCCAGUCGUAGAGUUGCUCCGGCGCUGCAGGAUCUUUUGCUGGACGAGAUGGCAAAGGUGGUGGGUGCGAAUGCACGGCAACUCGCUGCCUCCUGGAACCUUCCGGGGAGUGGCAGCUUAGGUUUGAUGACUCCGGAUGGAACUGAUGAACGGAUCCUGGCAAACGCUAAAGAAAUUGCGUCCAUCGCUGAGCCACAGGUCCAAGAAAUCAUCCAGCAGUUCCGUUCCUUGCCCUUCAAUGAACAACGAGUCAUUGCUACAGAGGUCUUGUCCAAGUUGUGGAACUACCGCGAACAAGCCGUUGGUGCCGGUGGGAGACUGGUGGCCCGGCUCUUUCUGCAGGGCAUCUCCAGGGUCAGAGAAGACAUCGAUCAGGCUUUCUCUGGCUAGCUCCGUUUUCCGAUUCGUGUCACCCCGAGCUGCGAAGCAGCUUCGUUGAUUUUCGCCUUCCAUGAAGGUCCAUUACAUGCAGGGAGCUCCAACAUCAAUUUUUCACUGAUACCCGCCGGUAAUCAAAGAUGGAAAAGAGAAAAUCCCCACUGGG
Molecule: messenger RNA, 2448 nt
Organism: Cladocopium goreaui
Lineage: Eukaryota; Dinophyceae; Suessiales; Symbiodiniaceae
Source: the annotation of a GenBank genome assembly